Anopheles marshallii is the source of this 552-nucleotide messenger RNA. Its product is annotated as transmembrane protein 134. Lineage: Eukaryota; Metazoa; Arthropoda; Insecta; Diptera; Culicidae. The record is from RefSeq and is a predicted model, not a curated record. Bases 1 to 552 code for a protein of 183 amino acids. The transcript has 2 exons.
AUGAAUCUACAGAAUGGGAGUGCCAACCGUGGUCUACACGGCAAGGAUACAGCCAAGCGGUUCUCGAUACACGAUGCAUUCGAAGAGGAAACGGACGAAGUAAUUAAGGUGUAUGGCUCGACCGUCAUCAGCACACCGAUGCGGGCGAAGGCUCGAUCACCGGACGAUGUGUCCAUCAGAAUACACGACCAAAGCAAUCGAGCCCAUCUAAAAUACACCGAUGAUACCACCUCCAGGGACAGUGAUUCGCUGAUACAGGAGUAUGGACACCUGUCGUCAAGUGAAUCGUACACCUACUGUUGGCGACACCCGAAGGUGAGGGAAAACUGGCGUACCGUACUGGCCGCGAUCGCACUCUUGAUCAUCGGUACCGGGCUGAUAGCAAUGGGUGCGUACGCACUGGUGGAACCACACAACGGAUCGCAGGCAGCAGUAUUUUUCGUCGCCGGAUUCAUCUGCUUUGUGCCGGGUGCGUACCACGUCGUGUACAUAUGGUUAGCGGCUCGCGGCUAUCGAGGAUUCGACUUUUAUCACUUACCACUCUUCACGUAA